CACCACCACCGCCACAACCACCCUCUUCUCCCAAUUCCCUGCCGAUGGCGACCCAAAAUAGACCAUCAUCUCUAUCUCUCCGUAGCCGCCGCUUCCACCGCCUUGUACCCGCCGCCUAUUUUGCCGAUCAGAAUUGGGAAUGGUGCCCUAUUUUUCCCUGAGAUUAUUGCGUUCUCCUUGGUCGAAUAAAUGGCGUCGCCGGAGUAGUUUUCAGAAAUAUUCCGAAAAUGCGUCCGCCGGCCGGUCAAUAAUCAACGUGACACUCUCUCUCUUCAUGUGUAAGGUAGAAAAAUAUGGUAUUUUUGGCUUUAUAUUUGACGGAUUUAAUUUCGUAUUUGCAGACUGCUUCGAGUAAUGUAGCUCCGCCUUGCACUUCAUGUAAUUUUUUACUCAUCAAUUUGUUGGAUAUGAAGCCCUUUAUAUACUGUUGGAACUUGGCUUGUUUUGAGUUUUUCCUUAUUUUCUUUCCCAUAGAUUAAUUGACAAAUCAAUCACCAGGAGCUCAUGUAAUUCACUUGGGAGAUACUUUUCGAUCAACGCGGGAUCCUCUUGCAGCUACAAUGGCUUCUAGAAGAGAAUGGCUGCCGCAAACUCACAAGAGAGAAACACGAGCAAUGCUGAUUCGCCAGGUUCAAAUAUGGUGGAGACGUUGAAACAAUUACUUGUUAGGUAUGGAACUCAGCUUCUUAAACCGUGUGAUUCUACAGAAGAGCUUCUGGAAUUACUUCAUAAUUUACAUUGUGUUUUAAUACACACACGUCAUGAUCACAAGGACCGGGUACAAUUGGCACUUCAAUCAUCAAAAGAAGCGCUAAUUGCCAAUGAGCUUAUAAGACAUACUGAAAGGGAUGUAAGAAUUUCAGUGGCCUCAUGUAUCUCUGAGAUCGUACGAAUAACUGCACCUGAUGAACCAUACAAGGAAGACCAGAUGAAGGAGUAUUUUGGGCUUCUUAAUACUGCUCUUGAGAACUUGUCUUUCAUGUCUGGCGGAGCCUAUUUAAAAGCUGUGUCGAUCGUCAGGUCUAUUUCAUUAUGUCAGUCAUGCGUGCUGAUGUUGGAUCAUCAGUUGUACAACAGUAUCCAUCAAAUGUUUCACCUGUUCUUCAAUAUCAUAAGAAGCAGCCACCAUCCGGCUAUAUUCUCAAACAUGGUGAAUAUCAUGGCGGGGAUCGUUCGUGCCAAUGAUGACAAUGAUGAAUUUUCCGUGAAACUUGCAAAAAUCCUUCUUGCUAGGUUAAAGAAGGAAGAUCAAAAUGUUACACCAGCUUCAUUCCAGCUGGCGGAGGGCACAUUUAAGAAUUGCUCCAGUGCACUCAAGGAGCAUCUUCCUAAAGCUGCAAAAAGUUUGGGAAUUCCCGUCGAGGAUUAUGCUGAAGUAGUUGCAUCGUUAUUACAGGGUGCAACUCAAGGGGAAAAAACCAUGGACGUUGAACAUAUAGGAGUAAAUGCCACGUGUCAGGUGGAAGGUGGUCUAGCAGUAACUCCACCUGGCUUAACGGUAAGCGAUGAUGUUCUUAUUCGGAAAAAAAGGAGUCGGAAACCGAACUCCUUACUUAAACCAGAGGAGGGCUACGAUCCUUUGUGGACGUUGCAAGGGUCUCGGACGAGGGAAGCUCCCGCAAAGAAAGGCAAGAGAAAGACUAUUCUUUCUGAAGACCCAAUCGGUGCCAUCCUUAACAAGAGAUUGCCUUCUCAAUCCACAUCUACAUCAUCGAAAGGGGAAGCCUUAUCUGGGGAAGUCUCUAACUUCCAAAAUACGAAGAAGAGUACCGCGUCUGGCGACAAGGGUUCCGAGGUAAAGGAUGCCAGCACUUGUGUUGGUGAAGAGGUGGUUGGCCGCAGGAUAAAGGUUUUGUGGCCACUGGAUCAGAUAUUUUACGAAGGGAAAAUUACAUCUUUCGACAAUUCGAACAAAACACACCAGGUUGACUACGAUGACGGUGACCAUGAAAAAUUAGACCUUAGUAAGGAAUGCUGGCUACUGAUAGGUGACGGCGGUUUGUCCACUCAGGAUCAGAAGAUUGAUGCAAAUCCAGGUUCCUCAGCAGAGAUAUUGACUGAUCAUGGAACAAAGUCUUCUCGUAUGUUGAAAGGGAAAGAGAAGGAAAUUCGGAUCGAGGUUCUGGACUGAUGCUUUGGCUUUCAUGCUAACCUAAAGAAGCAAUUCUACACGUUUCGAGUAAAGGUUUCUCGUGGACGAAAGAGAUAAUAUUUGAUGCUGCUAUGUUAAGAGCUUAAUCGAUUUCUUUGUUUCCUAAUCGCAAUUAAGGAGUUGUCCGGAUUUUCAUAAAUAGGGGUGUAAACAAAUCGGGUCGAACCGAACAUAUGGUUUGAAUGUUUAUCAAGCUUUCACAGUUGUGUUUAAGCUUGGUUCCAUAGAGAAAUUCAGCUGAACUCGAACGAGCUUUAAUCUUACAAUAAAUUAAUCUUUUAAUUAUUCA
Erythranthe guttata (spotted monkey flower) is the source of this 2441-nucleotide messenger RNA. NCBI's taxonomy places the organism in Eukaryota, Viridiplantae, Streptophyta, Magnoliopsida, Lamiales, Phrymaceae. The record is from RefSeq and is a predicted model, not a curated record.